Molecule: messenger RNA, 276 nt
Organism: Protopolystoma xenopodis
Lineage: Eukaryota; Metazoa; Platyhelminthes; Monogenea; Polystomatidea; Polystomatidae
Source: the annotation of a GenBank genome assembly
AUGGCGUACCGGAAGCCAUCAAACCUGUUCUCCACUUCAAAUACGAGACCAAAUCCACCUCGACCAAGACGACAAAUAAAUCGAAAUUCUUCUUCAAAAGUAGACCGGAAAGUUGGCGCAACAAUUUUAUUUGUGCAGGUAGGUGCAGGAAAACUGGAAGUUGAAGGCUUGGCAUUCGGUGCUCCCAAAGGGGAAGUUGAGGGCUCAUUAGAAGCAUCGGGAGCAGGGAUUCGGCAGACCAGUGUGGGUGGCGAAUCAGAGGCUGAGGGACUUUGA